Molecule: messenger RNA, 862 nt
Organism: Cercospora beticola
Lineage: Eukaryota; Fungi; Ascomycota; Dothideomycetes; Mycosphaerellales; Mycosphaerellaceae
Biological process (GO): mitotic DNA damage checkpoint signaling; protein phosphorylation
Cellular component (GO): nucleus
Molecular function (GO): ATP binding; protein serine/threonine kinase activity
Source: RefSeq, a predicted model, not a curated record
AUCUUCUGGCAAGAGCUACGUCCUCAAGCGAAUGCCCAAGCAUUGCUUUGACCUCUCGAACCGCAUUGCCAAAGACGUACCUUCGAGUCCACGACUUCGCAUGCACGUAGACUGCAAGCGUGACGAAAGCCUCUUGGUCUAUGACUAUUAUUGUGACACCUUCCUUGAGCUUCUCCAGAAUGACCCUGGUUUGAUGCCAGAUGAACGAAUCAAGAUCAUGCAGCGAGUUGCAGAGGCUGUUCAGCAAUUGCACUCGAAGGACUGGGUUCACACUGACAUCAAGCCUGAUAACAUCUUCAUCGAUUACACAUGCGACGAAGAUGGCAACAAAGUCGUCACUAAUGUCGUGCUAGGUGACUUUGACGUCGCAUGCAAACUCAAGGAUCACGAGACUCGCAUCGCUCCUCACGCAGUGGGCAAUGUGAUGUGGCGAAGCCCUGAAGGACACUUCGGCAUGUCAAAUAAGGCCUCCGACAUCUACUCGUUGGGCCUGGUGUACCUCUUUGCACUCGGAGCUGGAGACGGGCUCAUCCUGAACAACUACAAGGAGCUCGAAAAAGCUGGCAUCGAACAGGAGCUGGAAGUGCUGACUCGACACUUCUCAUACUUUGGACCGGUUCCAGAGGGCCUUUACGAGCAAUUUCGAGAUGAGAAAGCGAAGAAGGCGCUACGGAUGGCUUCUGACGUGGCUGACGCAGAGGUCGCUGAACAACCAGAGGCGAGACUGAAGAUCUGGGGAGAGGCGUAUGGCGAGGUUGCCCUAGAUUGCCUCUCUGGCAUGACUAACCUCGAUCCAAAAGCUCGUCUCAAGAUCGAUAAGGUCGUCGCUCAUGCGAUCUGGCAGGAGUCAGCGUCGUUCUGA